Messenger RNA from Drosophila serrata, 1261 nucleotides. RefSeq names its product Heterochromatin Protein 1b (gene HP1b). Gene Ontology annotation, cellular component: nucleus. Lineage: Eukaryota; Metazoa; Arthropoda; Insecta; Diptera; Drosophilidae. The record is from RefSeq and is a predicted model, not a curated record.
AAGUUUUUCUUCUUCUAGAAAACCUAUCGAACGAAUUGGAGAUAUAAAUAUUUUUUUGACGCCGCCAGAAAAUAGGGAAAGAAAAGAACCGGCAGAGGAAAAUAGAAACGGAAACGUAAAAAGUGAAACGUGAAAUAUAACGUAGAACGGAAAACAAAUGGCGGAAUUUUCGGUCGAGCGCGUGGAGGACAAACGGACGGUGAACGGGCGAACGGAGUACUACCUAAAAUGGAAGGGGUACCCGCGCAGUGAGAACACUUGGGAGCCGGUGGAGAAUCUGGACUGCCCGGAUUUGAUUGCAAACUUCGAGGAGUCGCUGAAGAACAACAAAAAGGAGACGAAGAAGCGCCUCUCGACAUCGUCCACGCCAGAGUCGAUCCGAAGCAAGCGCAAGAGCUUCCUCGAGGACGACACCGAUGACCAGAAGAAACUGAUCGGCUUUGAGCGCGGCCUGGAACCGUCAAAGAUUUUGGGCGCCACCGACUCGUCCGGCCACCUCAUGUUCCUCAUGAAAUGGAAAGGCAGCGACCACGCCGAUUUGGUGCCUGCCAAGCUGGCAAAUAUUCGAUGUCCCCAGGUGGUCAUACAGUUCUAUGAGGAGCGCCUGACCUGGCAUACGGGCAACGGCAAUGGCAAUGGCAGCUCCGGCGGCAACACCGGCUUAGGCUCGGGCUCUGGCGCCGGUAGCGGUGUCGACACUGGCCCAGGCAGCGUCGGCACACCCGGCGGCAGCACGGCCGAAGGCGGUGAUGACGAGGAGCCUGCCAGUCCUUCCGGGAGCAUUAGCCAGGACCAAGAGACCGCCAAGCCGGAGGAGACCAGCGAAUUAGGCAACGGCGAGGCCGAUGACUAGUAUGGAUGGAUGCGGAUUCCCGUUCACACACACAUAAGAAACAUAUAUUUGGUAGCGUAGCAUUUAAGCAUAAAGAUCGAUUCAUUUCAGGUCCUCGCGAAGAUCCGGAACCGUGCAGUAGUAAUACACACUUAAUCAUAGGUUUAAAAUUUACAUUUUAUCCCCAUUUUUUAUUUUUUUUAAUUAUUUACCCCCGACUCCUCCAGGAUUACAAGAAAUUCGCAGUGUAAUAUACAAAUAUCCUUGUAUGUAUGUAUGUGUCGGCGGAAGAGCGAAUGGGGCAAAGACGAGAAGGUGGCCCAAUCUUAGAAUCUAGAAUCUAGACUUAAUAUAAAUUGUCUCCCCAUAAACUAAGUUUUGAUGAUGUAAAAAAUAAAGUUGCACAUUUCCAAACAAAAAUUUGCGAUU